UUUUAAAAAUAACAGGUCUCCAGAUUGCUUCGUGAAGACUUCAUUUUUGUCAUAACGUGUGUAGAAAUGAAAGGAUAAAAUGGUGUUAAUUAUGCGAAUGUUUGGAAUUUUAAUCCUAGUAGCAAGUUUGAUUCUGAACUGUGGGAGGUGUGACAGCUCGUGUACAGAUUUUGGAAAGGUUGGACCAACCUGUUACAUCAAAAAUAUUGCACUCAACGAAAAAUCACGUCAUGACAGUAAUAUAGACAUACCAAAGUAUUCUGAUUUGGCUAAUGAUGGCGACUUAUCCACGUGCAGCUAUACGUCUGACAAAAAUACUGCUGCCCCAUGGUGGAAUCUUUGGUUACCGAAGUACACACUUUUUAAGAAACUUGAGUUUGUCACUUUAGACAGCCAUCUUAGCAAUUUUAAAGGAUUUGAAGUUCAAGUUUUUAAUACAAGUUUCGACAAUUUCAAAGCCAAACAACGUAGUAUGACAGGCAAAACAGUUUGUUAUCAGCACAAUAACACAAGUCCAGAAAACAAAAAGAUAGAAGUAACAUGUGAUGAAUUUCAUUAUGGGAACUUAUUACGACUGCAGCUUUCGACACCCAGACUUCAACUUGUUCUUUGUGAUUUUAGAAUAUACGAAGAAUGUGAAAAUGGAAAUUGGGGAUGGAAUUGUGAUAAAAGAUGUGGAAACUGUGACGAUAUUACUUGUGAUAGGAUCACUGGUACGUGCCGUCAAUGUGAACCCGGGUUUAAACUAUCAAAGUGUACCGAAGAAUGUGCCGAUUGGACGUAUGGCCUAAAAUGUGCUCAUUCAUGCAGCAUAAAAUGUGGCGGCGUUUGUAAUAAGAAAACAGGAAUGUGCUCCAAUUGUAAAACUGGCUGGAAAGGAGAUAGAUGCACUGAAGAGUGUAAUAAUGGUACUUUUGGCAAAGACUGUCAGAAUAAAUGCAACAGCAACUGUUUAAGGUCAGGGGUGAAUGAAAUAUGCAAUAACGUGGACGGCACAUGCUUGAAUGGUUGCAAAGGUGGAUAUCAAGGAUCCCAUUGUAACAUAAAAUGUUACGAUGGUAAAUGGGGCAUAAACUGUACACAUGAUUGUGGGAAAUGUUUAACCUCACCAUGUAAUCAUUUAAAUGGGCAUUGCCAAGAUGGAUGUGCUGCUGGUUAUAAGAAGACAAGGGAUUGCCACACUGAAUGUGACGAUGGUAAAUGGGGCAUAAACUGUACAUAUGUUUGUGGGAAAUGUUUCACCUCACCAUGUAAUCAUGUGAAUGGGUAUUGUCAAGAUGGAUGUGCUGCUGGUUAUAAGAAGACAUUGGACUGCCGCACUGAAUGUGACGAUGGUAAAUGGGGGAUAAACUGUAAAAAUGAGUGUGGGAAAUGUUUAACCUCACCAUGUAAUCAUGUGAAUGGACAUUGCAAAGAUGGAUGUGCUGCUGGUUAUAAGAAGACAUUGGAUUGCCGCACUGAAUGUGACGAUGGUAAAUGGGGCAUAAACUGUACAAAUGAUUGUGGGAAAUGUUUCACCUCACCGUGUAAUAAUGUGAAUGGACAUUGCAAAAAUGGAUGUGCUGCUGGUUAUAAGAGGACACGGGAUUGCACAGCUGAAUGUGACGAUGGUAAAUGGGGCAUAAACUGUACAACUGAUUGUGGGAAAUGUUUAACCUUACCGUGUAACCAUGUGAAUGGAUAUUGUCAAGAUGGAUGUGCUGCUGGUUAUAAGAAGACAUUGGAUUGCACCGCUGUAUGUGACAAUGGAUUUUUUGGCAAAAACUGUCAGAAUAGAUGCAACAACAACUGCUUAUGGUCAAAGGCCAGUGCAUUAUGCGAUAACGUGGACGGCACAUGCUUAAAUGGCUGCAAAGAAGGAUAUCAUGGAUCCCAAUGUGACAUUGAAUGUAAAGAUGGGACAUACGGUAAUUCCUGUGUAUUCAACUGCAGCCAGACUUGUGAUGGAAUUUGUAAUAAAAUGAACGGGACGUGUAAUCAGUGCCUUCAAGGCUGGUCAGGAGAUUUCUGUGACAAAGCGUUGAUUGAAGAUUUUUCACCAUUCACUGGCGACACCUCUGGAACUGCCGGAAUAGUUGGUGCUUUGACAGUACUUGUUAUUUUAGUAUUGUUGAUAGUUCUCGCAGUUUUCAUAUACAGAAGGAAACAAAAUACUGAAAGGAGAAACAACGAAUUAACAACUGUUACCGAAACCAAUCGAGAUAUUAAAGAUGACAGGGCAAAUGUAAAACUGGAAGAACCAAGCAACAGCGUGUCGUAUGUCAAUGCAUCGGAGCUGGUGCAUAAAAUGCGGGAAAUCAAUGCAGUAUCAAAUGAUAAAGGUAAUGGUAAAAGUACGUUUAUUGAAGAAAGAAAGGUAGAGGUCGAAUAUAGUAUCCCUAAAACUGCACAAGGAGUUCUUUUGUCAGAGUUUGAAACGUAUGUGAGAUCUGGACUAGCAAACACAGAUAUUUUCUUUCAACAGUUUCAGCAAAUACCAUACGGCAUGCAGUAUGCCUCUGAUGUUGCCACGAAGCCAAAGAAUCAUUGCAAGAACAGAUAUAAAGCUAUGUAUGCAUAUGAUCAUUCGAGAGUGAUACUGCGAACACUUCCUGACCAGCCAGGCUCUGAUUAUAUCAAUGCAUCUAAAAUAAUGGGCAAUACUGGUAAGGUGUCGUACAUCGCAGCCCAAGGGCCAAUCUCGAGUACCCUCGGUGACUUUUGGAGGAUGAUAUGGGAGCAAACUGUUCGAACAAUUGUUAUGCUAACGAAUCUUACAGAAGAAGGGAAGAUGAAGUGUCUUAAGUACUGGCCGGAAGCUGGAGAAUUUGUUGAACACGGAAACAUUGUUGUUUUGUCAGAGUUAGAGGAUGUUUUCGCGGAGUUCACGAUUCGACGCUUAAAAAUACAUCAGAAGAACAAACCUGACAGGGCAAGAACUUUGGGUCAUUUCCAUUUCACUGCUUGGCCGGACAAAGAUGUGCCAAGAAGCACGUCAUGUUUGUUACAUUUCUGGCAUCAAGUCCGAAAUCAUGAUGAAAAGAAGGCACGACCUUGGCUAGUCCACUGCAGUGCCGGAGUCGGUCGAACUGGAACAUUUAUCGGACUAGACGUUCUUUGUGAUAUGGGAAAGGACUAUGGGUUUGUAGAUGUAUUCAAGUGUGUUGACGACCUUAGAAAACAGAGAGUCAAUAUGGUGCAAACAAAGAAUCAGUACAAGUAUUUACACUGUGCAGUGUUAGAAGCACUUGUAUUGCCAUCAGAGCCUGCACAUAUGGACAACUUUCAUGCCAUCUACAAUCAUCUGAAGAUGACUGAUCCGGAGGCGGGAAAAACAUCGCUUCUGAUGCAGUACGAGACGUUGACGAAUGACUGUGAAGUUAUUACUAGUGUUGAAGAUCCGAAUGAGGACAAAUAUGGAGUAGCAAAAAGGGAUGAAAACAAAAACAAAAAUAGAUUUGACGAUAUUCUUGCUCCUGGCGAGUGUCGACCAUUUCUCCUAACAAAAGUAUCUGGCUGUACAGACUAUAUCAAUGCUAUAUUUAUCCCGGGCUACCGUGACAAAUUUGGAUAUAUCCUCACACAGACGCCGCUACAGUCUACUGCGAUAGACUGCUGUCGCCUGGUAUACGAACAAGAAAUCAAAGUCAUUGUAACGUUCCAGGAAUACAGCAAGAAAGAUGUCGGAAUUUAUCUACCAAAUGAAGGGACUGCAAACUUUGGACCAUUCACUAUGAAAUUCCUCUCGGAGAAAGAAUUGACUUAUUACACCAAGAGGAACUAUAAGUUGCUUUACAAGUCAGAGACACACGCUGUCUCACAGCUCAUAUUCAAGCACUGGCCUCCGUCAAGAAUGACCCCUCCCGAUCCGACAAAAAUGUUAAAUUUUCUGGAAAACUUGGACACCCUACGGAGGCAGAAUGAUUGCAAACCAAUUUUGGUGCAAUGUUUUAAUGGUGCGGAACGUAGCGGUCUAGUUGUUGCCUUGAUGAACAUUCUAGAACAGUUAAAGUUUAACAAAGAGGUUUCAAUCCCACUUGUGGUACGUCAACUGAAAUGUAGACGUCAGCAAAUCAUCCCAAACUUUGAACAGUUUACAUUCUGCUACGACGUGGUUCUCUCCCAUAUUGAAAGCCAUACAACCUACGCAAACAUGUGACUUGAAAGUCAGGUGGACAUUUAGCGGUUUUGAAAUGACUCAGAGUUAUUUUAGACAUUAUAUGAAAAAAAAAGUUUUUAUAUACUUGCCUUUUGAAUACUUCAACUUUAUAAUAAUGUUUUUUUUUCUUAUUGCGUAUGUCUGCUUAUUUUUUUUUAUAUUUAGAUUAUUCUGUCCUACUGUUUUUAGCUCACCUGUCACAAAGUGACAGGGUGAGCUUUUGUGAUCGCUUUUCGUCCGGCGUCCGUCCGUCGUCCGUCCGUCCGUCCGCCCGUUAACUUUUACUUUAAAUGACAUCUCCUCAUAAACCACUAAGCCAAUUUCAUCCCAACUUCACAGGAAUGUCCAUUGGUGGUCACCUUUAAAAAUUGUUCAAAGAAUUUAAUUCCAUGCAGAACUCUGGUUGCCAUGGCAACCGAAAGAAAAAACUUUAAAUAUCUUCUUUUAAAAAACCAUAAGAGCUAGAGCUUAGAUAUUUGGCAUGAAACAUCUUCUAGUGAGUGUCUACCAAGUUUGUUCAAAUAAAAGCCCUGGGGUCAAAAUUGGCCCCGCCCCGGGGGGUCAUUGAUUUUCCCUAUAUGCAUAUAGUAAAAACUUAAAAAAUCUUCUUUUAAAGAAUCCAAAGAGCUAGAGCUAAGAUAUUUGGCAUGAAGCAUGUUCUAAUGGGUGUCUACCAAGUUUGUUCAAAUAAAAGCCCUGGGGUCAAAAUUGUCCCCGCCCGGGGGGGUCAUUGAUUUUCCCUAUAUGCAUAUAGUAAAAACUUAAAAAAUCUUCUUUUAAAGUAUUCAAAGAGCUAUGGCUAAGAUAUUGAGCAUCAAACAUGUUCUAAUAGGUGUCUACCAAGUUUGUUCAAAUAAAAGCCCUGGGGUCAAAAUUGGCCCCGCCCCAGGGGGUCAUUGAUUUUCCCUAUAUGCAUAUAGUAAAAACUUAAAAAAUCUUCUUUUAAAUAACCAAAAGAGUUAGAGCUAAGAUAUUUAGCAUGAAACAUGUUCUAAUAAGUGUCUACCAAGUUUGUUCAAAUAAAAGCCCUGGGGUUAAAAUUGGCCCCGCCCCGGGGGGUCAUUGAUUUUCCCUAUAUGCAUAUAGUAAAAACUUAAAAAAUCUUCUUUUAAAGAACUCAAAAAGCUAUGGCAAAGAUAUUUAGCAUCAAACAUGUUCUAAUAGGUGUCUACCAAGUUUGUUCAAAUAAAAGACCUGGGGUCAAAAUUGGCCCGGCCCCGGGGGUCAUUGAUUUUCUUUAUAUGUGUAUAGCAAAAAGUCUUCUUUGAAAAAACCCAAAUAGCUAGAGUUUAGAUAUUAAGCAUGAAAUAUCUUCUUGUAAGUGUCUACAAAGUUUGUUCAAAUAAAAGCCCUGGGGUCAAAACUGGCCCGGCCCAAGGGGUGUCAUUGUUUUUAACUAUAUGUGUUUUAAAAACUUUAAAAAAAUCUUCUUUUAAAAAGCCCAAUGAGCUAGAGCUUAGAUGUUUAGCAUGAAACAUCUUCUUAUGGGUGUCUACCAAGUUUGUGCAAAUAAAAGCCCUUGGGUUAAAUUGGCCCUGCAACGUUGUGGGAGGGGGGUUGGGGGCUAUAUACAGGUGAGCGACCUCAGGGCCAUCAUGGCCCUCUUGUUUCUUCAACGCUUUUAUUGUAUUAAUGUUUUAUUUGAACAUAGAGAGAAUAAUAAAAUAUACAGUACAUUAAACUGAUUUAAAGAUAUACUAUGCUCAAAGUUGAUAUUUGAAAAAUCAAAACAACAACUGAUAUUUACUAUACAGCCUCUUUUGAAAUGUAAAAUUAACACACAGAGAAAAUAAGUUACAAUUUCAACUGUACAUAAUACAAGUAAUAGCAGUAUAGUUAAGUAGUGUCAUUAAAAUGGCAGUGUUUACCAAAUUAAUUUGACAAGCGAUAGGAAUGCAGCUUCCAAAUAUAGUUUAUACGUUCACUUAUUUAGAUUAUAUAUAUUUAGGAAGUAGUUACUUGAUUUCAAGCAUGUCUGCAAUGAAAGUAUUUACCCAAAGAAGAGCAUAGUUUAUCUUUAAGUGUAUCGCGUAACACAAUAAGUUUAAAGAGUUUACUUUUAAAGAUCAUUUAUAGCAAAUAAAUAUGUUCCACAUUUGAUAACAUUGUUACCAAGUCACAAAAGUCAUGUGAAAUUUGAUGGAAUUUGAAUAUGAAGGAAUUUUCCCGUAAUAUAUAUAUAUAUAUAUAUUUGACGUUAAAUAUAUCAUUUAUAAACCAUUUUAUCCACAUUCCACAUAUAUUUCGUUUUGUAUUAAAUUCAUCUUUUCAUUACUAUAUCAAAAACACAACAAAAUGCUAAAACUGAUAGAAGAUUAUCUUUUUUUUUCAUGGUCAAAUUAUCGAUUUAAAUAUGUCUUUCAAACUAAAGAAAUAUGUCAUCUUAGGUAUAAUCUUCGCACCGCCCGAAAGCAAAAGGUGGAAAAACAAAACUUUGAUAGUUUUAGACAAAUUACUACUACAAACAAAUAUUCAAAACUUAUUGGACACUCCUUAUUUUGUAAAAUGUAUUUAUUAUAUUUAUCUGAAUUUCAUACUAGGCUUUGAAAAUGUAAUAAAAUGAAUAAAACCCUU
This is a messenger RNA of Ruditapes philippinarum (Manila clam), 6712 nucleotides long. RefSeq names its product receptor-type tyrosine-protein phosphatase mu-like. Gene Ontology annotation, molecular function: protein tyrosine phosphatase activity. The transcript has 32 exons. Bases 80 to 4138 code for a protein of 1352 amino acids. Gene Ontology annotation, biological process: protein dephosphorylation. Lineage: Eukaryota; Metazoa; Mollusca; Bivalvia; Venerida; Veneridae. The record is from RefSeq and is a predicted model, not a curated record.